Molecule: messenger RNA, 3642 nt
Organism: Arvicola amphibius (Eurasian water vole)
Lineage: Eukaryota; Metazoa; Chordata; Mammalia; Rodentia; Cricetidae
Gene: Ficd
Product: FIC domain protein adenylyltransferase
Exons: 3
Coding region: 804-2180 (458 amino acids)
Molecular function (GO): protein binding
Source: RefSeq, a predicted model, not a curated record
GGCUGCAGGGAACCGCCGCGCGGGCUUGGAUUGUGCGGCGGGCACGAUCUCUGGGCCCUUGCCGCAGGCUUUGCGCCUCUCCCUGCCUCAGUUUCCCCCUUCGGGAGUAAGCCCAGCAUGCUGGGCUGGAGCAGCUGCACAAGCCGCGCGCAGUGAUGACGUGGCGGGUAAGGCCCUCGAGCCCCGGCGCCGCCUGUCAGAACCGCGGCGGCCCUCUUCUGUAAGCCGGAGCUACAGGUAGCUUGCUCUCUCCACAGGGGCUGACUGGAUGCAAGGCUACCGGCCAGAGGUGCUCGGCACACCAUAGUUGCCCAAUAAAUGCUUAUUGUUGGCAAGAUGGCGUGUGCAUACCUGGCACCUCGCUCCCCGGUCAGCCCCAAGCGCGUGUCCGCCCUUACUGAGCUGUGGCAUCACCCACUGGUGUGGCUCAGGUCCUGGGCUCCCGGUCCAUGAUGGAUAAGUCAGGAAAGGAAGGCCAGAAGGCACUGAGGCGGCGUUCGUGUGGUAACACAUCAAGACACCAGUUAUUUGUGCUUGUCCAAGAAUGUGGUGUGUGUACACGCGCGUGUGCAGGAGUGGUGGCCCAAACACUGGGUGUCCGGUGGCAACACACACUGGUAGUAGUGAACUGGUGGACUUCAUGGCCGAGAAGUUCCCGGCUUCACCUCUCUGAGCGGGUUUCCCCACCUGGAGGGGGCGGCAUGGAAACAUCACCUCCUGUGGUCAUGGUCUACUACUAAUAUAUUUAAUUCUGCUAUCCCACUGUGACGGGACAAGCGCUCCGGGCCCAGCCACUAGUCCAGAUGACACUCAUGCCGAUGGCUUCAGUGAUGGCAGUGGCUGAACCCAAAUGGGUCUCGGUCUGGGGCCGUUUCCUGUGGCUGACACUGCUGAGCAUGGCCCUGGGGUCGCUGCUGGCCCUGCUGCUGCCCCUGGGAGCCGUGGAAGAGCAGUGUCUGGCUGUGCUCAGAGGUUUCCACCUGCUCAGGAGCAAACUGGACAGGGGCCAGCAUGUGAUCACCAAGUGCACCAGUCCAUCCACAGAGCUCAGCGUCACCUCUGGGGAUGUGGGGCUGCUGACUGUCAAGACUAAGACAUCUCCAGCAGGGAAGCUGGAAGCCAAGGCUGCACUGAACCAAGCCCUGGAGAUGAAGCGUCAGGGCAAGAGAGAGAAAGCCCACAAGCUCUUCCUGCACGCCCUCAAGAUGGACCCUGGCUUCGUAGAUGCGCUCAAUGAGUUUGGCAUCUUCUCAGAAGAAGAAAAGGACAUCAUUCAGGCAGAUUACCUAUACACCAGGGCACUGACAAUUUCACCCUUCCACGAGAAAGCGCUGGUCAACCGGGAUCGGACGCUGCCGCUCGUGGAGGAGAUUGACCAGAGGUACUUUAGCAUCAUCGACAGCAAAGUGAAGAAGGUCAUGUCCAUACCCAAGGGGAGCUCAGCGCUGCGCAGGGUCAUGGAGGAGACCUACUACCACCACAUCUACCACACGGUGGCAAUCGAGGGCAACACCCUCACCCUCUCAGAGAUCAGGCACAUCCUGGAGACCCGCUACGCUGUGCCGGGAAAGAGCUUGGAGGAGCAGAACGAGGUGAUUGGCAUGCAUGCGGCCAUGAAGUACAUUAACACUACCCUGGUCUCCCGCAUUGGGUCUGUCACCAUCGAUGACAUGCUAGAGAUCCAUAGAAGGGUGCUGGGGUAUGUGGAUCCAGUGGAGGCGGGAAGGUUUCGGAGGACCCAGGUCCUGGUGGGACACCACAUCCCACCGCAUCCCCGGGACGUGGAGAAGCAAAUGCAGGAGUUCACACAGUGGCUUAAUUCAGAGGACGCCAUGAAUCUGCACCCGGUUGAGUUCGCAGCCUUGGCCCAUUACAAACUUGUGUACAUCCACCCUUUCAUCGAUGGCAACGGGAGGACCUCCCGCCUGCUGAUGAACCUGAUCCUGAUGCAGGCAGGGUACCCCCCUAUCACCAUACGCAAGGAACAGAGGUCAGAGUACUACCAUGUAUUAGAAGUCGCCAACGAGGGUGACGUGCGGCCCUUCAUCCGCUUCAUUGCCAAGUGUACGGAGGUCACAUUGGACACACUGCUCCUUGCCACCACUGAGUAUUCCGUGGCACUGCCGGAAGCCCAGCCCAACCACUCUGGGUUCAAGGACACACUCCCCGUGAGGCCCUAAACCGCUAGCUAGCCCUCCCCUUUGGCGACAAGGGAAGCCAGGAGAUGGCAUCCAAAGAACAGCUUUCUAGAAACAGCUCUCCCCAGUAGCAAAAGGAGAUAUUUAAACAUUCUUUACCUCCAGAUGUUUUUUAGUUGAGAAAGAAAACUAAAUUAUCAAGCCUUGUCUUUAGGAUAAUUUAUUCUUCAGCCUAGCUAUUUAUUUUCCUGAGCGACCUAGCAGUGCCAAGUGGUGCUGUGAGCACUGCAUCUGUGGUGAUCCCAGUGCCCUGCAGAGGCAGCCCUGCUCCCUCCUCUUAUGUCCUGAGCCUGGGCUCUGGACAGAAUUUGCACUAAGGUGGAGGCAGAGGGGCCACGGGGCCACUCAGAUGCCUUUGAGGUCCUGUGACUUCAGAGGGCUGUAGUCCUGAGCAAAACCUGCCCUGUUGUGAUGGACUUUCACUCCUGAGACAGGAAGCAGACACUGCCAUCUCCAGAGGGAGACUGCAGAUUCCCAGAGACCCCCAGAGCCACUAACUUGCUAGCCUGACCAGCAGGGAUGUUAUUUUCCUAUCUAGAUCUUUCAAGAGAGCGGCCAGCGUGGCUUUUUCUUUCUUCUGAACUUCACUCCAUCAACUCAGACCAGAUGUUUUAGACAAGCUUUUCAGCCUGCCCCAUCACCCCAUAAAGCAAGUCUAAACAAAGACCCCAGACAAUGGAUCUGAGGGCUUGGAGGUGAGGCUCAGUGAUAGCACCUACAUAGCACGUGCCAUGCCCCAGGCACCACCUCUAACAAAAAAAAAAAAAAAAAAAAAAAAAAAAAAACCUAAGAUAUCACACCAACCCCAAAUAAGCAUUCCUGAUAAAAGAAUUAAAACAAACACCUGUGAGCACAGCCCAGCCCCGGUCCCUUUUGUCCUGUGUUUUUAAACCACCUUCUCCUAUAAAGCCAUUAUAGGGUCUAACUUCCCCUAGGAUAGGUGGUUGCCUUGGAGUGGCUUUGCUUUGCUAGUAACCUGUAAAGCGAUAGUGUUCAGCCUGAUAAAUGCAUUUCCAAUCAUACAUGGCUAAGUGCCCGUUUGCUGCUAUUUAGUCAGAAUGGCUAGAGAUCACUGGGUUUUGUUCUGAGGUACAGCCUAGGAGUCCCAAGCACACUGCACUUUCUCUGUUUGAAUGAUGGUAAAUUCAUUCCAGGUGUCAAACCUCCAGGUCGGCGCUGCCAACUGAAGUGUCAGUGUUCAGAUGCUCAGUGGUAGUUCCGAGGGGCUGAGAGGAGUGGAAAGGCGAGUGCAUGCAUUAAGUCUCACGACUGCUCGCCAGCGCACGGCAGUACAGCCCCAAGCCCCAAGCUCCUUGCUCUUCUCUGCAGCAUCCCGAGUCACAGGGUGCUUGCUUGGUCCUGUAGUGAGAACCUGCACUUUAGCUACAUGUGGAAGAUAUUUUAACAAAUUACUGGUUCUAAUAAAGUAUUUUAUUACAUAAAA